AUGUCCUCUCUCAACCCCCGUACGCGUUCGUACGAGUUCUUCGGUCCUCCAGGCGCCACUGCCGUCACCCUUGGUGUCCCAUUCCUCGCAUAUGCCCUCUUCUUCGCAUGCAACGAGGCCGCAGGCGGCUGUCCACCUCCCCUCGACACCCUCCUUCCUUCGUUUCUUCAUGCCGUAGAAGACCCUUCCUGGUGGGCUAAUCUCUGGGAUCCACUCGCCUUUGCGCUAUACUUUGCCUGGUACACCUUCUGUAUUGUAGCCUGGCUCGUCCUGCCGGGAGAUUGGGUUCAGGGGUCGCAGCUCAGGAAUGGCAAAUAUCAACAUUACAAGAUCAACGCCUUCGCGACCUAUCUCGCCGCGCUAGGCAUCGCUGCAGCCGUCAUCUUCCGCUACGGUUACCAGUCUUUCACCAUCUUUUAUGACCACUGGGUCGGCUUCACCACCGCGGCGUUAGCCAAUUCCGUCGCCCAGGGUCUUCUAUGGUACGCGCUGUCAUUCCGGGAGGGUAAACUUCUCGCCUUGGGGGGCAACUCAGGAAAUCCCAUAUACGACUUCUUCAUCGGUCGGGAGCUUAACCCCACCGUUGGAAGUUUGGACAUCAAAUCCUUCAACGAAUUACGUCCUGGAAUGAUCCUUUGGCAACUGAUCCUGAUCAGCAUGGCCUGCGAGCAGGCCACAAGACGUGGUGGCGGGAUCACCGACUCUAUGGGCCUUGUCAUCGGCUUUCAAUCGCUAUACAUCGCUGACGCGCUCUAUAACGAGCCUGCCAUCCUCACCACAAUGGACAUCACAUCUGAUGGAUUUGGGUUCAUGCUCGCGGUCGGGGACCUUCUAUGGGUUCCUUUCGUCUAUUCUUUGCAAGCUCGUUAUCUUGUUUUCAGUCCAAAAGAGCUCGGUCCAUACGCCACCGCUGGCAUCCUUGCCGUCAACUGUCUGGGCUAUUAUAUCUUCCGCUCUUCCAACGGCGAGAAGAACGACUUCCGUAACGGAAAAAACCCCAAAAGUAAACUCAAACACUGUAUCACUGAUUCACUGACUUACGGAAGCCUUCCUCGCGUAGAUCUCCAAUUCAUGCAAACUGAAAGAGGCACGAAGCUCAUAACAUCAGGCUGGUGGGGCAUGUCCCGCCACCCUAACUACAUGGGCGACCUUUUGAUGGCCUUGGCGUGGUCUCUUCCCACCGGUUUCGACACACCUGUCACCUACUUCUAUGUCAUCUAUUUCGCGUUCUUGCUCAUUCACAGGCAGUUGCGCGAUGAUGAAAACUGCGAGAGAAAAUAUGGAAAAGAUUGGCACAAGUACAUGGAACUUGUGCCGUGGAGAAUUAUUCCGUAUGUCUACUGAGAUGCCUGUUAACGUAGCCUACCUUUCAACAUGUUUUGCGUAUACGUGUGUAUUGUGCGGAUGUGGCUGGACAAUUACC
Molecule: messenger RNA, 1423 nt
Organism: Stereum hirsutum FP-91666 SS1
Lineage: Eukaryota; Fungi; Basidiomycota; Agaricomycetes; Russulales; Stereaceae
Product: ERG4/ERG24 ergosterol biosynthesis protein
Exons: 6
Coding region: 1-1344 (447 amino acids)
Biological process (GO): ergosterol biosynthetic process
Cellular component (GO): endoplasmic reticulum membrane
Molecular function (GO): Delta14-sterol reductase activity
Source: RefSeq, a predicted model, not a curated record